AUGGCAAAGACAAAUAAGGGAAAAUGUGAAGGAUGUUCUGUCACUGGAAUCAUUCCGAAAGAAGCAGCACAGCAUUGUCAGAAGUGUCCUCAGAUCAAACAGAAACUAAAUGUAAAGGGUGGAACUGCAACAGAAGCAUUCGUUGCCAUUGUUUUCGGUGAUCGUGUAGCCACUGAAUACUGGAUGAAUGUGCUGAUACCUUGCGAUACGCCAGUCUAUGAAGUUGAAGAGUUUCUCAAGGACAUAUGGCUAGAGUGUUGCGGUCACAUGACCACUUGGGAAGGUCUGAAAAAUGGGGUCGGUGAGUUUAAAGAUAUCUACGGUGGCAAUGAGGAGCCAGAUGAGAAGGACGUUGCGAUCUCAGAGUGUGUCGAUCUCGGUGGGACAGUCUCGAUGGACUAUGAUAUGGGAACAACGACCACUGUCAAUCUUAUGUUUUACGAGAAGAUUAACGUCAAGAUGGACGAUCCAGGCAUCAGAGUACUGAUUAGAAACACCAUUAACAAGCCCAACUGUAAGGAAUGCAAGAAACCUAAUCAUCCAGUUCACUACACCUGCGAUGAUUGCGACUAUUCCAAGAUGUGUGAGGAAUGCGGUGACGGUGAACACGAAGAACACUCAAAAACCACAAUCUCAAACUCACCAAGAUCUGGAUCCUGUGGAUACUCCUAUGACGACGAUGAAGAAAUACCAGAACAAUAUCAGUUGAGUUAA
Messenger RNA from Heterostelium album PN500, 714 nucleotides. RefSeq lists its product as uncharacterized. The record is from RefSeq and is a predicted model, not a curated record. NCBI's taxonomy places the organism in Eukaryota, Evosea, Eumycetozoa, Acytosteliales, Acytosteliaceae. The transcript has a single exon. Bases 1 to 714 code for a protein of 237 amino acids.